Molecule: messenger RNA, 6132 nt
Organism: Gracilinanus agilis (Agile Gracile Mouse Opossum)
Lineage: Eukaryota; Metazoa; Chordata; Mammalia; Didelphimorphia; Didelphidae
Product: lysine-specific demethylase 5C-like
Exons: 26
Coding region: 325-4986 (1553 amino acids)
Biological process (GO): chromatin remodeling
Cellular component (GO): nucleus
Molecular function (GO): DNA binding; histone demethylase activity
Source: RefSeq, a predicted model, not a curated record
ACGAACGUGUCCUUGCGCAAUUAUAGGUGAGAGUGAAUUUCUCUAGCUUAAAUUUUUUAACUUUGUGUAGAAAAGAAGAAUCACAAAGCAACUUACUUUAAAUAUUUAGGGGGAGGAGAUUAUUUUUGGUAUUUCAAAUGUUUUGUAGAUGAGAACGCGAGAGGUAGGCGGACGAAUCCCGAAGACGGUGACGAGGUUGCUGCAGCAACUCAAAAUGGCGGCGACAGGAAAUUUUAAGCGACGUUGUUAGAGAACGUCAAAAAAUUUUUUAUUAAAAGAAAAAAAAAAACCAGAAGAGUUGGGAAAGCUAUCAUCAAAGCCACUAUGGAAACUGGCUCUGAGGACUUCGCGCCCCCGCCCGAAUGCCCCGUCUUCGAGCCGAGCUGGGCUGAAUUCCAGGACCCGCUGGGCUACAUCGCCAAGAUCCGGCCCAUCGCCGAGAAGUCCGGGAUCUGCAAGAUCCGGCCGCCAGCGGACUGGCAGCCACCUUUUGCUGUGGAAGUAGACAACUUCAGAUUCACUCCAAGAAUCCAAAGAUUGAAUGAAUUAGAGGCCCAGACUAGAGUGAAGCUCAACUACUUGGACCAGAUUGCUAAGUUUUGGGAGAUACAGGGCUCUUCCUUGAAGAUCCCAAAUGUGGAGCGGCAUAUCCUGGAUCUCUACAGCCUCAGCAAAAUUGUGGUGGAAGAGGGAGGCUAUGAGGCCAUCAGCAAAGAUCGUCGUUGGGCUCGUGUAGCCCAACGCCUCAAUUACCCAGCUGGCAAAAACAUUGGUUCCCUAUUGCGUUCUCAUUAUGAGCGAAUUAUCUACCCAUAUGAGAUGUACCAGUCUGGAGCCAACCUAGUGCAGUGUAAUACACGUCCAUUUGACAGUGAGAAGGACAAGGAAUACAAACCCCACAGCAUCCCUCUGCGUCAGUCUGUGCAGCCCUCUAAAUUCAAUACUUAUGGUCGACGUGCUAAAAGGCUACAACCUGAUCCAGAACCUACUGAGGAAGAUAUUGAGAAGAACCCAGAACUGAAGAAAUUGCAGAUUUAUGGAGCUGGCCCGAAAAUGAUGGGCCUUGGUCUAAUGGCAAAAGAAAAAAGUCUUAGGAAGAAGGCUUCUCAGGAUAAAGAUGGACCCGAAUGUCCUCCCACAGUGGUGGUGAAAGAGGAAUCAAGCGUAGAUCUGAAGAUAGAGACAUCCUUCCCCAAAACUUUUGACGGAAAGGAGGAGCUGAUUCAUAAUCUGGAGCCCUGUACCAAAAUGACAAUGCGCCUUCGGAGGAACCACAGUAAUGCCCAGUUUAUUGACUCAUAUGUGUGUCGGAUAUGUACCCGGGGGGAUGAAGAUGACAAACUUCUGCUAUGUGAUGGCUGUGAUGACAAUUACCACAUUUUCUGCUUGUUGCCACCUCUUCCUGAAAUCCCUAAAGGGAGUUGGCGUUGUCCAAAGUGUGUCAUGGCGGAGUGUAAGCGACCUCCAGAAGCAUUUGGCUUUGAACAGGCCACAAGGGAAUAUACACUUCAAAGCUUUGGCGAGAUGGCUGACACUUUCAAGUCUGAUUACUUCAAUAUGCCUGUACAUAUGGUACCCACAGAGUUGGUAGAGAAGGAGUUCUGGCGGCUUGUGAAUAGCAUUGAGGAGGAUGUGACUGUGGAGUAUGGAGCUGACAUCCAUUCCAAGGAAUUUGGAAGUGGUUUCCCCAUCAAUGAUAGCAAGAGGCAUUUAUCCCAUGAGGAAGAGGAGUAUGCAGCUAGUGGCUGGAACCUGAAUGUAAUGCCUGUUCUUGAGCAGUCAGUCCUAUGUCACAUCAAUGCUGACAUUUCUGGCAUGAAGGUUCCUUGGCUAUAUGUGGGCAUGGUCUUUUCUGCUUUUUGCUGGCACAUUGAGGACCAUUGGAGCUACUCUAUCAAUUAUCUUCACUGGGGUGAACCAAAGACAUGGUAUGGAGUACCCUCAUUUGCAGCUGAACACUUGGAAGAAGUGAUGAAGAAGUUAACACCUGAGUUAUUUGACAGCCAACCUGAUCUCCUUCAUCAGUUGGUUACUCUUAUGAAUCCCAAUACCCUCAUGUUACAUGGAGUGCCGGUUGUCCGAACAAACCAGUGUGCAGGAGAAUUUGUCAUUACCUUUCCCCGUGCUUACCAUAGUGGCUUCAACCAAGGCUACAACUUUGCUGAAGCUGUGAAUUUCUGCACUGCCGAUUGGCUACCUGCAGGACGUCAGUGCAUUGAACACUACAGGCGACUUCGGCGUUACUGUGUCUUUUCUCAUGAGGAGCUCAUUUGUAAGAUGGCUGCUUCCCCUGAAAAACUGGACUUGAAUUUGGCAGCAGCAGUACAUAAGGAGAUGUUUAUUAUGGUGCAAGAGGAACGACAGCUACGGAAGGCCUUACUUGAGAAGGGCAUCACAGAGGCAGAGCGUGAAGCCUUUGAGCUGCUCCCAGAUGAUGAGCGCCAGUGUGCCAAAUGUAAGACAACAUGUUUUCUGUCAGCGUUGGCUUGUUAUGACUGCCCUGAUGGUCUUGUUUGCCUCUCCCACAUUGAUGACCUCUGCAAGUGCCCUCGAAGCAAACAGUAUUUACGGUACCGAUAUACCCUGGAUGAACUUCCUGCUAUGUUGCAUAAAUUGAAAAUUCGGGCUGAAUCCUUUGAUACUUGGGCUAGCAAAGUUCGAGUGGCCCUAGAGCUAGAGGAUGGGCGGAAGCGCAGUCUUGAAGAGCUAAGAGCAUUGGAGUCAGAGGCUCGAGAGCGUCACUUUCCCCAAAGUGAGCUUCUUCAGCGGCUGAAGAAUUGCCUGAGCCAAGCUGAGAAAUGCAUUUCCCAAGCCUUGGGCUUGGUCAGCAUUCAGGAACACGGGGUAGAUUCUCCUCAGCUAACCCUAGAAGAGUUACAGGCUUUCAUUGAGCAGAUGAGCAACUUGCCCUGUGCUAUGCAUCAGAUUGGAGAUGUCAAAGAUAUCCUAGAAAGAGCAAAGGCCUUCCAGGUUGAGGCACAGGAAGCUCUGACUACAUUACCUGCCAGCUUGUCCCUCUUUCCAGACCUACUAGAGAGGAGUCAGCAGCUGGGAAUAGAGGUUCCUGAGGCCAAGCACCUGAGGCAACAAAUGCAACAAGGUUACUGGCUGGAGGAAGUGAGGCGAACUCUAGUUCCCCCUGCUCAGCGAGGCACAUUAGCAGUUAUGAGGAGACUGCUGGCUUUGGGUGCUAGUGUAGCACCCAGCCCUGCUGUAGACAGGGCUCGAGCUGAGCUUCAGGAGCUACUUACCAUUGCUGAACGCUGGGAAGAAAAGGCCCAUCUCUGUUUAGAAGCUAGGCAAAAACAUCCUCCUGCCAUGUUGGAGGCCAUCAUUCAUGAGGCAGAAAAUAUUCCUGUACACCUACCCAACAUCCUGGCACUCAAAGAUGCCCUUUCCAAGGCUCGGGCAUGGAUUGCGGAUGUAGAUGAAAUCCAGAACGGUGAUCACUACCCUUGCCUGGAUGACUUGGAGGGCUUAGUGGCUGUGGGCCGAGAUCUACCUGUUGGGCUAGAAGAAUUGAAACAGCUGGAGCUACAGGUGCUUACAGCCCACUCCUGGCGAGAAAAAGCUUCCAAAACCUUCCUGAAAAAGAAUUCCUGCUACUCUCUUCUUGAGGUGCUGUGUCCAUGUACAGAUGCUGGCUCAGAUACCAUAAAGCGGAAGCGGUGGAAGGAAAAAGAACUGGGGCUUUAUAAGUCAGACACGGAACUUUUGGGGCUGUCUGCACAGGACCUUAGGGAUCCAGGUUCAGUGAUCUUGGCCUUCAAGGAGGGUGAAUUGAAGGAAAAAGAAGGCAUCCUUCAUCUUCGUCAUGCCAACAUGACCAAGCCUUGCCCAACAGCACUUCUAUCUGGUGAUGUCGCCUCUUCAUACUGUUUGUGUGGACGAGCACCAGUGGGGGAGGGGACUAUACAGUGUGACCUAUGCCAGGAUUGGUUCCAUGGGAGAUGUGUAUCAGCCCCUCGACCCAGUGGACCUCGACCACUGAGUCCUAUCUCUCCUGUUCCACUGGCAUGGUGGGAGUGGGAUACCAAAUUCUUGUGUCCACUUUGCAUGCGCUCUCGUCGCCCCCGUCUAGAGACUAUUUUGGCCCUUCUGGUGGCCUUGCAGAAGUUGCCUGUGCGGCUACCUGAAGGUGAAGCUCUGCAGUGCCUCACAGAGCGAGCUAUUGGCUGGCAGGGUCGGGCACGCCAGGUCUUGGCUUCCCAUGAUGUGGCAGUGUUGCUGGCUCGUUUGGCUGAAUUACGACAAUGGCUUCAGCAGCCAACUGGACCUCCACCUGGGGCUACUUGUGCCCAACUCUUUACCCCAGCUCCAGCUCCACUGAGAGAGAGCAGCAGCAAUGAAUUGAAGGCAUUUUUGGAAAAUGGAGAUGGCACCACAAAGUUCAAGAAGCCUGGUCCGGGGGGGUUUUCAGACCUAGAUAUGCUCUUAUCACUGCUGCCACAGCUGAAAGGUCCAGUUCUAGAGCUGCCUGAGGCAGCACGGGCUCCGUUGGAAGAGCUGAUGAUAGAGGGUGACCUGCUUGAGGUGACACUGGAUGAGAACCAUAGCAUCUGGCAGUUGUUGCAGGCUGGCCGUCCUCCGGAUUUGACACGGCUCCGCACGCUGCUUGAGCUGGAGAAGGCAGAACAGGGUGGAACCCGGAUCCGGGGCCGAGCCCUGGAAAAAAGGCAUCGUCAGAAGAUAGAGAAGAGUGGUGAACUCAAGGAUGCAUCCAGGGAGCAGCUGGAGCCAAAAAGACCCCGAGCCAGGGUGGCAGUAGAUGAAGAUAACAUGAAACAUGAGGAUGAUAAUCCUAGUGAUGUUGCUGUCUCUGCAGUUAGACUGACCAAGGAAAGUGGUAGUCUUAGUCAAAGUCAAAAUAGUUUAGAGAUGAGACCAGGGAGUUGGGGAAGGAAGUCAUCUACCUGUCCCUCUGGCAUCUGCCUUCUGCCCACUUCCUCUUGUCUCUCUCUCUGUUCUUCAAAGCAGGAUUUUUGACAAUUUGGAACCAGAUGAUAAAAAUGGUGAAUAAGGAAGGUUUACACUACCUGGGGACCAUCCUCCAUCUCUUCAUUUAUUUCUUUGGUCCCGUGGUCCACCUAACAGUUAACAAUGUUUGAACUUCAAUGCCUUGGCAUACUCCUGAGGUCCCUGAGAUGGGAGGCUUUUCAGUAUUUUUGUGUGUGUGCUUCUCUCUUUCUUACUGUUCCAAGGAUGUGGAGAGGAAAUUUCUAAAAGAGAAUACUAGAUUGGACCAGGGGCUAUGUAAAAUUUUUAAGUGUUUUUCUAUAGGGCUCAUAAUAGGUGAGACUUUAAUUUGCCUCCCUAUCUUUUUACCUUUUAUAGUCUAUUCUCUCCCCCUAAUGCUAUCUUUACUUCUGUCUAUCCAUUUUUAAAAAAUUUCUGCCAUCCACCCAGGGAAAAGGAACCUCCUGUGUUCCAUAACUUUUAGUUUUAAAAACUUAGAGAUUUAUUAAAAAAUUCUCUUUAGUGAUGAAUCAGCCAUUUCAGCUUAUCUCCUGCUCUUUUCAUCUCCCACUUUUUUCUCUUUCUCUCUUUGUCUCCCUAUCUCUGUCUCUCUGUACUUUUCUCUCUCCUGCUUAUUCAUAUCUUGCAAAAGUGAAAAAUUCUCAUUGUUGGAAUGUGAUUAACUUGUUCAAAAAAACCCAUAGGAAACCCUUUAUUCUUGAAUUUGUUUAUUUUUAAUUUAAUUUUUAUUAUUUUCCUCCUGUUAGAAAUAAAAAAAAAAGGGUUUUUUUGGAUGUGUUUUUAUUUGUUUGUUGAUACCACUUUAAUGGUUCUCUGGUUGUCAGAUUAUAAUUAAGAGUAGAUUGUAGAGAACAGGAUCUCACUGAGAUUUAGAAAACUUCAAUUUUUGCCUAGCUCUGCCACUGACUCAGUUUUACCAUUUAUAAUCCAUCCUUAUCCUCUAGGUCCCAAUUUUCCUGAAUUUUUAAAAUAAAGGAGUUUAGAUUUACAGAAAGACCCAGAAAAUUCUAGCUGGUUGUAUCUUUUUAAAGGUUUCCUAUCCUGGGUAUCUUAAAGUUGACUUCCUUUCCCCAAAAGUUGCUUAUUCCAUGGUUACAUGUUUCACGAUUUUUUCCCACCCCUCUUCUGUCAUCCCUCCCAGAGCUGACAAGUAGU